This is a messenger RNA of Mus caroli (Ryukyu mouse), 537 nucleotides long. RefSeq names its product neuropeptide B (gene Npb). Gene Ontology annotation, molecular function: G protein-coupled receptor binding. Gene Ontology annotation, biological process: feeding behavior; G protein-coupled receptor signaling pathway. Lineage: Eukaryota; Metazoa; Chordata; Mammalia; Rodentia; Muridae. The record is from RefSeq and is a predicted model, not a curated record.
AUUCUGCCUGCCCCUCUCACAGCUCCAUGGCCCGGUGUAGGACGCUGGUGGCCGCUGCCCUGGCGCUGCUCCUGCCGCCAGCCCUCGCGUGGUACAAGCCCGCGGCGGGACCCCACCACUACUCGGUGGGCCGCGCCUCGGGGCUACUGUCGAGUUUCCACAGGUUCCCAUCUACGCGACGCUCCGAGUCUCCAGCACUCCGGGUGGGAACCGGACCUCUGCGCAACUUAGAGAUGCGCCCCAGCGUAAGGAGCCUUGCCCUGUGUGUCAAAGAUGUGACCCUGAACCUGCAGAGCUGCCAGCGGCAACUCAACAACCGAGGGACUUUCCAGUGUAAAGCGGACGUCUUCUUGUCGCUGCACGAGACUGAUUGCCAGAGCACCUGAGCCCUGAACCCCAACCCUGCGGCUGGUGACUCCCCCCAACCCCCAUAUGCCCAGUCUUGCUUGAAGUAGCACAGACCCUGUGUGGGUUUGGCCCCUAGCUCCCACCAUGCUCCAUAGCAAAUGGCUAAAUUAAUAAAGAAGCAAAACUGUC